Messenger RNA from Aspergillus fumigatus Af293, 1530 nucleotides. RefSeq names its product putative mitochondria protein Fmp29. The transcript has a single exon. The coding region runs from base 1 to 1530 and encodes 509 amino acids. Lineage: Eukaryota; Fungi; Ascomycota; Eurotiomycetes; Eurotiales; Aspergillaceae. Gene Ontology annotation, cellular component: mitochondrion. The record is from RefSeq and is a predicted model, not a curated record.
AUGCAACAAGACUAUUGCCCUGAUAUCGCUAAGCUGGCAGAGGGAGGCUUUAACAAAGUGUUUAUUCUGCGAGCAAAGAAUGGUCGUGAAGUGAUUGCGCGAAUUCCCACACCCAUUGCCGGACCUGCUCAUUACACAACCGCGAGUGAGGUUGCCACGAUGGACUUUUUGCGAGCUGUUCUCAAACUGCCGGUACCGGAGGUUUUCGCAUAUUCAACAACAUCGGAAAACCCUGUCGGAGCAGAGUAUAUUCUGAUGGAGCGGGUUGAGGGGGAGAGUCUCUCCUCACGGUGGUUAUCUCUCACAACCGACGAGGUGAAAGACAUCAUGAUUCAAAUUGCAGAGAUGGAAAGGAAAAUUUUUGACUUCCGUUUUCCUGCGUACGGAAGCUUAUAUCACACGAAGGACCUUGACUGGAAACACCAGAUACCAAUCGUGGAAGAUUUUGUUAUUGGCCCUGUCUCUUCCCGGGAGUUUUGGCAUGGCGAACGAAGCAAAACAGAAAUUGACCGUGGGCCCUGUAGGGUUUCCCCCCUUUCCACCUUCCCCUUUAUUCUUGGUUUCUUAGAAAAAGAGCCGACAGGAACAGGGCUGAUCAUUGCCGUAGGGCUUUCACCCUUAGACUGUGUUACCUCCGCAGCUCGUCGAGAAAUGGCUGUCAUUCAGCGUCACGCAAAACCUCAGCCUCGCCAGACAUUCCUUCUACCAACUAACUAUAACAUUCAUCCCUCUGAGCACACCUCGUUACUUUCGCAAUUCCUACAGGUAGCGCCUCAUCUAAUCCGACCGGGUUCUUAUAGUGCUCCGACGCUAAGACACCCAGAUUUGAGCCUGAGCAACAUUUUAUUGGCUCCUGGAACAUCCAAAAUCAUCAGUAUCAUUGAUUGGCAGGGUGCCACAAUAUUACCACGCUUCAUGCAAGCAGGGUAUCCAGCGUUUUGUCAUCACGACUCAUCUCAGCCUCAAAGCCUGGAGAUUCCAUCCCUCCCCGAUGAUUUUGAUAAGAUGGGUAUCGACGAACAGAGACAAAUCAAAGCCAUCUUUCGCUUAGAAGAGGCCAACCUCUACUACACAGCGGCGACAGGUGUACACAACGAGGAACACAUGAAUGUGUUGAAAAUUCCUCAUCUCGGAAUGCAGCAGUAUCUCCUUCGCCAGACAGGGUACCCCUGGGAUGCGGACGUAAUUAACCUACGUGCUGCGUUGGUGGGCAUCACAACACCAUCGGUAUGGAGCAAAAUCUCCUCGGCAGCUUGUCCAGUUGAGUUCAGCGAAGAAGAACGAGAGGCUGCUAUAGCGGAAUCGCAGGAAUGGAACGAGUCUGAACAGCUCUUAUCGCGGGUUAGAGAACACCUCAAUAUCGAUCUGGAAGGCGGGACCGAGCCGGACAACUUUGAGAGGGCAGUGGAGGGCAACCGCCAGCUUCGAAUAGAAAUGGUUAGGCAAGCAGAGGCGGGCCAACAGGAGAUCUGUUGGCGUAAUUGGCCAUAUAAGGAUCAAGAGGACAAUAGCAUGCCUCCUCAGAGAUAA